Messenger RNA from Jatropha curcas, 1588 nucleotides. RefSeq names its product root phototropism protein 3. The record is from RefSeq and is a predicted model, not a curated record. Lineage: Eukaryota; Viridiplantae; Streptophyta; Magnoliopsida; Malpighiales; Euphorbiaceae.
GCUACAUUUUAACAUGAAAGACCUCUAUAAAAACACAAACACGACCCACAGCAUUUCCUCCACCUACAGUACUACUUCUCCAACCCAAAUGAAAAAAGUAUCUACACAACCAGAUUCCGUCACUUUCCCGGGAAAACCAUCACAGUUUGCAGCUGAAUGCUGGUUCGAUGAUGACGCAUGCAUUCUCAACAUGGACUAUUUCGUUAAGACCUUGGCCGGAAUUAAAGCUAAAGGAGUCCGACCAGACCUUAUCGGUUCAAUUAUAGCUCAUUACGCAUCAAAAUGGCUACCAGAAUUAUCUUCAGAAACUGGCGAAAGAGGACUAACCAAUUUCGAGGAAUCACCAGAAAGCGUAACAGCUUCAUGGAUGAAAAAAAGAUUCUUCGUCGAAACCCUAGUUAGUGUUUUACCGCCGGAGAAAGAUGCAAUCCCUUGUAACUUCCUUUUACGGCUUCUCCGGACGGCGAACAUGGUCGGAAUAGAACCAACUUAUAGAGCAGAGCUAGAGAAGAGGAUCUCUUGGCAACUUGAUCAAGCUUCAUUAAAAGAGUUAAUGAUACCAUCUUUUAGUCACACUUGUGGAACUUUGUUAGAUGUUGAGUUGGUGACUCGGUUGGUGAAACGGUUUCUUAAUUUGGACGAAGCAGCUAAAAGUACAGGAGCUGCUUCUUUGAUUAAAGUAGCUAAGCUUGUUGAUUGCUAUUUAGCUGAAGCAGCUGUUGAUGCUAAUUUGAGUUUAUCAGAAUUCGAUGAUCUUGCUUCUGCUCUUCCUAGCCAUGCUCGUGCUACUGAUGAUGGUUUAUACAGAGCCAUUGAUACCUAUCUCAAAGCACAUCCUGGGACGUCAAAGCAAGAAAGGAAAAGUAUAUGUAGAUUAAUUGAUAGCAGAAAGCUAUCUCCUGAGGCAUCACUCCAUGCAGCCCAAAAUGAAAGAUUGCCAGUACGUGCAGUAAUUCAAGUCCUGUUUUCAGAGCAAUCCAAUCUCAGUCGACACGUAGACUGGAGUGGCUCGUUUAUUGGCACCAGAAGCCCGAACCUUGGGUUCGAACAACCAGGUGGAAGUAUUUCAAAACGUGAAAUAAAUGCUCAACAAAUGGAAAUAAAGAAAUUAAAAGAAGAUGUGCUAAGGCUACAAGGACAAUGCCUCGCAAUGCAAAUGCAAAUGGAGAGAAUGAUAGAGAGAAAAAAUAAAGGGUUUUUUAGAUGGAAGAAAUUAGGGAUUAUGUCUUCAUCGAAAAAUGGUAAUACUGUUGCUGAGAAAGGUGAAGAAGGUGGUGGUGAUAAUGGAGGAGAAGUAGAAAUUGGGUUUGGAAGACAGAGUACUCCAGUGGACAUGAAGACUAGGUUGGUUAAAGGUAGGCCUACUCCUCAUCAUAAGUGGAGAAGAUCUAUGUCUUGAAUUUGAUUAAUUAAGGAAAAUUACUGAUAUUUGUUGGUUUUUUUAAGACGUUUUCAUGCUAAUUAAAUAAAUUAUGUUGUUGGUUUUGUUGUAUUUUUAAUUAUGCUUAGGAAAUAAUGUAAGGAUGAAAUAAUAAUACUAAGAUAUUUGUAUUUAUAUGUAUGUUAUACACUUUCAACUUCAGCAUUA